GAUAGAUAUAGAAAGAUAUAGGAUUAAUUAUUAUCUCAAUUCUACAUUUCAAUUGCAAACACAAGAAGUGUGAAUGAAACAGUGGGGGAGAGAGGUCUGAUCUUUCUGUUUAGGGUUUCAUUGUGAAGGUGAAAGCUGCUAAGAGAUAUGGGUAUGUAAUCUUCACUGUUAAAUUAGUUAUUGUCUUGAAGGAGGAAGUGUAGAAUCAUCUGAACUGUUAUUUGUGUUUGAUUGAGAAGUGACUUUAAUUGGUUAAAAGUCAGUGUCAUCUGAAGGUCUAAAAAGAGUAGAAUUCGAGCUGGGUUUUGAUCUUGGGAAAUUGGUGCGGAGUAAUGGGUUAUUUAUGCGACUUCUGUGGGGAGCAGCAAUCAAUGGUAUAUUGUCAAUCUGAUGCAGCUUGCUUAUGUUUUUCCUGUGACUGCCGUGUCCAUUCUGCAAAUGCCCUUUCACAGCGCCAUUCCAGGACACUUGUAUGUGAAAGCUGCAAUUCACAACCGGCUUUUGCUAGGUGUAUUGAGGAAAGUGUAUCUCUUUGUCAGAAUUGUGAUUGGGAAACACAUGCUAGUUCUAGUACAAGCUCCGCCCAUACUAGGCAACCGGUUAGUCAUUAUUUGGGCUGUCCUUCAGCUGCAGAACUGCCUUCACUCUGGUCUUUUCUCUUAGGUAUCCCUGCGAUCGGUGAUUCCACUUGUGAGGGUGGAAUGAGUUUAAUGAGCUUAACAAAUAAUGAUCCUAGGGAUAGCCAAGGGUCUGAAGGAAAGAGUGCUCAAGAUGUGUCCACUGUGGUUGAAGGAAGUGACUCGCGGAGUGUGGAUAAAUCCACCAUUUGCACGGAAUCUUCUAAGGCAACUCCACUUAACAAACUGGAGAAUGUUGAACUGCUGACUGAAUCCACCAAUUCUACUUCAAAGGUUUGCUAUUCUGGAACCAAAGGCCAAACUUUAUAUGAAGAUGAACCUACCUAUGGGGAUAUCAAUAUGGAUGAACUUGAUCUAAGUUUUGAGAAUUAUGAACAAUUUACUGCAUCUCUUGAUAAUUCAAAUAAGCUUUUUAAGGAUGAAGGUAUUGAUGACUUUUUUGGAACAAAUAAUGUGCCUGGUGCUGAUAAUGAUUCUCAGGAUGCAAAUGAUGUCGAGGGGUCAUCAAUCAAUUGGAUAAAUACAAUACAAGCGGAGCUCAGCAAUGCUGCAUUUGCAGAUUCCACAACCAGCAAAACUGAAUCUAUAAACUGUUUUGCAAGACAAGAUAAGUACGGCCUUUCAUUGUCGAAUCUCUCUGGAGAGAGCGCUGGACUUCAGCACUCUGGACUUUCGUCGAUGUUCCUCAUGGGAGAGUCACCAUGGGGUACCUCAGGUCCUGAAAACUUAUUGCCUUCAAGUAGUAGGAGUGACGCCAUAUUGCGCUACAAAGAGAAGAAGAAGAUACGCAAAUUUGAAAAGAAAGUGAGGUAUGCUUCGCGUAAGGCAAGAGCUGAUGUUAGAAGGCGUGUGAAGGGAAGAUUUGUCAAAGCGGGUGAUGCUUAUGAUUACGACCCAAAAUGCCAAACCAGAACCUACUGAGUAAAUAUUUCUCUGCAUACGCUCUGGGAACAAAACAGUCCUUAAAUUUCUUAGACUUGUUUUUGGCGCUUCUUGCAAAUGGAUAAAUGAUGAAAAAAAUUAUGGUGACUGCAGUAUACUGAACAGAACAGAACAUCCACAUCAAUGAAUCAGAUUCGGUAAUUGCAGGAAAAAAAAAAAAGAUGGUUGUAUACUUCAUUCAAAAAUUAAACUUACCUACUUUAACAAGGAUGGCUUUCUCCAAAAAAAAAAAAAACAAAAAACAAAAAAGAGUACUGCAUUUGGGCUGAGGAUUCUCAUGCAGGGCUAUCCUGCCUCCCAUCUUCAACUCUAACUGGACAGAGUUUGCGCGCGAUGUGAUGCCCUGAAACAUUCAGAAAUGAUUUCAGGUUCAAAGGAUUAAAAGCUCUCUUGGAAUGCUGUCCUGUGAUCUAUACUUUUACCCCUCUAUGCAGUAUGUAGUAGGAGUUAGGUGUUUCAAUUGAUUCUCAAGAAAUCAAUGGAGAUGUAAAUAUUUUCCCAGUCUUUUGAUUCACAUUUAAGAGGGGUAAGAGCUUUGAAAUAAUACCCUCAUAUAUAUAUAUAAAUAUAAAUAUAAAUAUAUUCUUCAUUCAAACGAUUGUAAUACAACUGUUUGUAAUAAUCUGAGGUUUUCAAUGCUUUGCCAUU
Messenger RNA from Ipomoea triloba (trilobed morning glory), 2228 nucleotides. Its product is annotated as zinc finger protein CONSTANS-LIKE 9-like. The coding region runs from base 333 to 1559 and encodes 408 amino acids. NCBI's taxonomy places the organism in Eukaryota, Viridiplantae, Streptophyta, Magnoliopsida, Solanales, Convolvulaceae. The transcript has 5 exons. Gene Ontology annotation, molecular function: zinc ion binding; protein binding. The record is from RefSeq and is a predicted model, not a curated record.